Hippopotamus amphibius kiboko is the source of this 951-nucleotide messenger RNA. RefSeq names its product olfactory receptor 52B4-like. NCBI's taxonomy places the organism in Eukaryota, Metazoa, Chordata, Mammalia, Artiodactyla, Hippopotamidae. Gene Ontology annotation, cellular component: membrane. The record is from RefSeq and is a predicted model, not a curated record. Gene Ontology annotation, molecular function: G protein-coupled receptor activity; olfactory receptor activity. Bases 1 to 951 code for a protein of 316 amino acids. Gene Ontology annotation, biological process: G protein-coupled receptor signaling pathway. The transcript has a single exon.
AUGGCAACCCCUAACCACACGGGUGCCAGCCAUUCAUUCUUCAUUCUGCUGGGGAUCCCUGGCCUGGAAGACCAGCACUUGUGGAUCUCUCUCCCCUUCUUUAUUUCCUUCCUUGUUGCUGUCCUUGGGAAUAGCCUCCUUGUCUUCCUCAUCAUCACUGAACGCAGCCUCCAUGAACCCAUGUACCUCUUCCUCUGCAUGCUGGCUGUGGCCGACCUCAUCCUGUCCACUACCACUGUGCCCAAAGCCCUGGCCAUAUUCUGGUUCCACGCUGGAGAGAUUUCUCUUGAUGGCUGCAUCACCCAAAUCUUCUUCAUCCAUGCCACCUUCAUUGCUGAAUCAGGAAUUCUGUUGGCCAUGGCAUUUGACCGCUAUGUGGCCAUCUGUGACCCACUGCGCUAUACCACAGCGCUCAGUUGUGCAGUAAUCAUAAGGGUUGGUCUGGCUGUGGUCCUGAGGAGCUUCUUUGUGAUACUCCCAGAUGUGUUCCUGGUGAAGAGACUGCCUUUCUGCCGUAACAAUGUGCUACCACAUACCUACUGUGAGCACAUGGCUGUUGCCAGAUUUGCUUGUGCUGACAUUCGUGUCAAUGUCUGGUAUGGCUUGUCUGUUCUUCUCUCUACUGUAGUGGUAGAUGCCUUGCUCAUCUUGGUUUCCUAUACCUUCAUCCUCAAUGCGGUCUUCCACCUCCCUUCCCAAGGAGCUCGGCAAAAGGCCCUAGGCACAUGUGGCUGCCACCUUGGGGUCAUUUCCAUGUUCUACUUGCCUGGCAUUUUUACCAUAAUCGCCCAGCGGUUUGGGCAUCAUGUUCCUCCUUAUGCCCACAUUCUGCUGGCAAAUGUCUGCAUGUUAGCCCCUCCUAUGCUAAACCCCAUCAUUUAUGGGGUCAAGACCAGGAAGAUUCGAGAGUAUGUGGUUAGUACUUUGUCUUCACAGUGGAAACACUGCUGA